Molecule: messenger RNA, 483 nt
Organism: Paracoccidioides brasiliensis Pb18
Exons: 2
Coding region: 1-483 (160 amino acids)
Source: RefSeq, a predicted model, not a curated record
AUGCCUCCUCCGUCUCGCCAACGGGAUGUCAUGGAACCACCACCCGAAGUUAUCCAUGAAGCAGUCAAGGGAUUCAUAACGGGUGCCGCCCGUUUCGGCUCAAUCUCACUGUUAGCCCACCUAAUCCUCCUCCUUCCCCAUCCGCUCCGCUUCGCCUCCUCCUCUCCGCCCUCUAACAACGCCGCCACGACCCCUUCAACAACCCCCAACCCUCACCCACAAGCGCAGCCACAUGCACAUCCCAAACCGCCCCCAAGCACCCCCCUCCUCUACCGCCCUCUAACCCGCCUCUCCGCCAACCUCGCCCCGGCCUCGCGCGUCUACCGCGGCCUGACACUGCAGUUUAAAGUGUUCCUGCAGCUGAGCGUGAUGGCAAUGGGCGGCUAUGUUUGGGCUGAGAAGAGGGUUAAUGAGUAUCUGGAGCUCAUGAGGAAGGUGAAGAGGGUGGAAAGGGCUGAGGCGGAGGCUCGGGGAAGGAGGUGA